AUGGGUAACUGCUUCAGUAGUUCCGAUCCCUCUCCCUUCGACCAACCAGGCCGAACACUCUCCUCGGCACCUCCAAAACCUAACCCUCCUCCUGCAGCCCCAAAAUCCAGCGUGCCGCGUACCGUCGGUGGUCCACCACGGACAGUCGGUUCUGGUUCUAGUGGGGGCGGAUCAAAUGCACAAGAAGAUGCUAGGAGGAAAGCUGCUGAAGCUGCCGAGGCGCGCCUCAACUCCAAAAAACCCAAAGGAACACUAGGCAAAAAGCUCGCAGGAGAACAAUCCCAAACCUUAGAGGCAACACGCAAAAACGCAAGUGCAAUGGAAAGACAAACGAGAGAUGCAGAUGCGGCAGCAAACACUAGGGCUUAUAAUUAA
This is a messenger RNA of Sclerotinia sclerotiorum 1980 UF-70, 375 nucleotides long. RefSeq lists its product with no specific name. The transcript has 2 exons. Bases 1 to 375 code for a protein of 124 amino acids. Lineage: Eukaryota; Fungi; Ascomycota; Leotiomycetes; Helotiales; Sclerotiniaceae. The record is from RefSeq and is a predicted model, not a curated record.